AUGACCACUUCACAGCGUGUGGUCAUAAUCGGUGCUGGCAUUGUGGGUACCAAUGUUGCAGACGAACUCGUCGCCCGGGGAUGGACUGAUAUCACUGUUGUCGAGCAAGGUCCGUUGCAAAUGCCCGGUGGCUCGACAUCUCACGCCCCGGGCCUCGUCUUCCAAACUACCCCAUCCAAGACCAUGACCAAGUUCGCCACAUACACAAUCGAGAAGCUGCAAUCAAUUGAGAAGGACGGCCAGAAUUGUUUUAACCAAGUAGGCGGUCUCGAAGUUGCAACAACACCUGCCCGGCUUGAAGACCUAAAGCGCAAACAUGGAUAUGCCUCAUCGUGGGGAAUUGACGCGCGCCUGGUCAGCCCCGAGGAGUGUUUUGAGCUAUAUCCUCAGUUGAACAAGGAUGCUGUUUUAGGAGGUCUACACAUCCCUACAGAUGGGCUCGCACUUGCGGCGCGGGCAACACAGCUGCUUAUCGAACGGACCAGCCAGGCAGGUGUCCGCUACCUUGCAUCGACACCUGUCACUGGAAUCGAGCGGUCGGGCAGCCGUGUCACAGGUGUGAAUACCCCUAGUGGCAUCAUCCCCGCCGAUAUUGUUGUGUCCUGUGCUGGAUUCUGGGGGGUUGAAAUAGGCGCAAUGGUUGGUGUGCAAAUUCCCUUGCUUGCGCUAGGCCACCAGUAUGCGAAGACGACCGCUGUACCAGCUCUCAAAGGCCGUGACCUCAAUAAGCGAAUGAAUGGAUUGAAUGCGACUCUUCCGAUUCUACGACACCAGGAUCAGGAUCUAUACUACCGUGAACAUGGUGAUCAGUAUGGCAUUGGUUACUACGGCCAUCGCCCAAUGCCAAUUGAAGCUGGAUCGCUAGGUCUAACACCUAAGGAUGUCGACGAGAAGAAUAUGCCAUCCCGUCUUGAAUUCACUCCCGAAGACUUUGCCCCAGCCUGGGAGGAAUCGAAAAAUAUCUUGCCUGCUCUGCGUGACACUGAGAUUGAGGAUGGGUUCAACGGUAUCUUUUCAUUCACCCCAGACGGUGGCCCCAUUGUCGGACAAGCACCUAACCUAGAUAACUUCUUUGUCGCUGAAGCUGUGUGGGUGACGCACUCUGCUGGCGUUGCUAGAGCCUUGGCAGAAGUUCUUACGACGGGUCAAUCUCAAAUUGACCUCACAGAGUGCGAACUCUCCCGCUUCGAGGAGGUACAGCUCAGCCGUUCCUAUGUGAGCGAGACCUCCCAACAGAAUUUUGUCGAGAUAUACGACAUCUUGCAUCCUCUACAACCCAAAGAGUCACCUCGCAAGCUUCGUACAAGUCCUUUCCACGCCCGAGAGUUAGAGUUGGGUGCUUUCUUCCUGGAGCUUGGAGGUUGGGAACGACCAUUCUGGUAUGAGGCGAAUGUGUCACUACUUAAAAGCCUUCCACAAGAGUGGAAGCCCGUUGAGCGGGACGCGUGGUCAGCGAAAUUCUAUUCGCCCAUCGUCGCGGUCGAAGCUUGGAAGACACGGAAUGCAGUGGCUAUGUACGACAUGACCUCUUUCCACCGGUUCGAGGUCUCAGGCUCCGGGGCCCUAGAUCUACUCCAGCGACUAAGUACUGGCGACAUCUCCACCAAGCCAGGCAUCAUAACCCACGCCCUCCUUCUCAACAACAACGGUGGCAUUCGCAGCGACAUUUUCAUUAUAAGGCUUGAAGACAACCUCUUCCAGGUUGGCGCCAACUCUGCCACAGAUCUGGCCUACCUUACCCGAGAAGCCCGUCGCCAAGGAAAUGGGGUACUAGUGAGAGAAAUCACUGGUAGCACCUGUUGCAUUGGUCUUUGGGGACCUCGCUCUCGGGAUGUGAUCUCGACCCUCAGUAGUGAUGAUUUCUCAAACAUAGGAUUCCCAUAUUUCACCGCCAAGAAGGCACUCAUCAACGGCAUUCCAGUGACAGCACUACGCAAGUCUUACGUUGGCGAGCUGGGCUGGGAAAUCCAAACAAGUGCAGAAUAUGGCCAGCGACUGUGGGAUACGAUCUACAAUGCAGGCAAGACACAUGGACUCAUCGCUGCCGGCCGCGGUGCAUUCAACUCAUUACGAAUGGAGAAGGGGAUUCGCACGUAUGGCUCCGAUAUGAACAGCGAACACAACCCAUAUGAAGCCGGUGUUACGUACUGCGUACGAGCCAGCAAAUGGGAGGACUAUGUCGGAAAGGCGGCGUUGGAGCGUCUCUCUAAAGGCCCGCCAACCCGUCGGCUGCGUUGUCUCACCGUCGACGACGGCAAGUCUAUGGUCCUUGGCAAGGAACCAGUCUUCUACAACGGCAAGGCUGCUGGAUAUGUCACAACGGCUGCAUUUGGAUUCACCGUCCGCAAGCCCGUCGUGUAUGCCUGGCUACCUAGCAAGGUGACUGAAGGUCAGGGAGUUGAGAUCGAGUACUUUGGCCGUCGGAUCAAGGCUACUGUUUCCAUCGACCCGCUGUAUGACCCCGAUAUGAAAUGCCUUCUUGAUGAGAAGCCAGCCACUGCUCCUGAGAAGCCUUCACGGGCUCGUUUGUAA
Messenger RNA from Penicillium taxi, 2532 nucleotides. RefSeq names its product GcvT family protein. NCBI's taxonomy places the organism in Eukaryota, Fungi, Ascomycota, Eurotiomycetes, Eurotiales, Aspergillaceae. Gene Ontology annotation, cellular component: mitochondrion. The coding region runs from base 1 to 2532 and encodes 843 amino acids. Gene Ontology annotation, molecular function: oxidoreductase activity; protein binding. The transcript has a single exon. The record is from RefSeq and is a predicted model, not a curated record.